UCCGGAACGAGGUAGGUCCGGAGCGGAGGUUGACGUGACUCCUCUGGCCACACUGCAAACAAGAUGUCCGCGCCCCUGCGCAUGGUGCGCCUGCGUGUCCUGCGUUGUCAAAUUCCUCACGAAAAAGCGCGUUUCUGCCGUUGAUGUAAGCUCAACAGCGUUCAUCAUGAAGAGAAACCAGCUCCUCGUGCUCAGUGCUUCGGACAGUGACGCGGACUUUCUCGAAGUGCCAUUAUGCACGUUAAUUGUCUUAUACUCGUUUUCGAUCUGCGGCAUCGACGACAUCCAAGUGGUUCUUGUCGACGCGGCUCAAUCUCAACACGACAAGCAGCGUUCGUUCACGGUGCCAUACGACAUCCUGCAAAAACUUAACUGCACCGUAAUGGACAAAGAAGUCAUUCCUAAGCCCCUUUCAGAUUGUAAGCCGCCCGCCGUGUACUUAGCAGAUAAGAUAACUUGCAUCGGAGGGCUCGCCGGCGUACUGCGGUGGGCACUGUCCCACCGCGUCACUCGCACUGCGGAUCCUUUCUGCAAAGCUCUGCUAGGAUUUAGAGGCGGCUCCUUGGCCGCCUGCUCGGAGUCAUCUCUCUGGACGAACUUCUGCGAGAUCGAUAUAUACACAGCCGUGUUCAAACUUCGGGAUUUGAAAGUACUGGAGGAGCCCCGUGUUCAGCUCCCCGAGGAAUUGCUGCUUCUCGAAGCCCAUCUGCGACAGCCCGUAAAGACUCACAACAUCCGUCGAAGACAACAGCAAGUGCUCAAGGAUGCACGCAGGGCGGCUUUGUCACCGGACUCCAACAAGUGUCCAAACCCGAAGACUCUUCCGGAAUUGGAACAUCGAUACGUCGAGGGAUUUGACCGCACGCUGGCAGACGUGAUCCUCUUUCCCUGCGUUCACAUUUGCCUGACGGAACUCCGAUCCAGAGUUAGCCACGACGAACUCGUCUCCGCACUUCCGCUUACGGUGAAAUGGUACGAGCGCGUCGCGGCGGACGAGCGCUCUAAGCGAGCUUUGGACGCUUUGGGCCUGGCGCCGCUAAGCUCGGUUCAGCAGAAGCAGCGGAUGGCGAUCGAAGAGGCAGAACUGCCUCGCGACAGUCUCUACUCGACGCACCCGGACCGCACCAGACCCCGGAUUCGUCACAAGGAUCCGGCUCACAUCGUGCAGCGUCUUGAAAAGGCCGGGGUCGUUCCGAACCUGCAGCCCAACCCUGGGUCGGACUCUUUGCCGCUGCCCUGGCACACCUACCCGAGCCUGGUACAUCCGUCGGGUGGUGGGCUUCCCAGCGACAGGGCGAGCCGCAAGUGUCAGCAGAUCGAAAACCUAGUGGUGCUCGCGUUGCGGCGGACUUUCGACGGCUGCACAGUCGUAGACUUCUGCUCGGGUGGCGGGCACGUAGGAAUCGUGAUCGCCUACCUGCGACCCGACUGCAGGGUGGUGAUGAUCGAAAACAAGGAAGAAUCCAUGCGACGCGCUCGGGACAGGAUCUUGGCGUUGGGUUUGUGCAACGUCACCUUGUACCAGUGUAACAUGGACUACUACGUCGGGGACUUCGACGUUGGAGUCUCGCUCCACGCCUGUGGUGUGGCGACUGACCUGGUUUUGCGCAAGUGUAUCCAGAGGAGAGCAGCAUUCGUUUCCUGUCCUUGUUGCUACGGGGCUAUGAAAGGAAUGGCCGAGGUCAGCUAUCCCCUGAGUAGGGUCUUCAGGGAGGCUGGAAUGAGCGAGGAGGACUACGUUUUGCUAUGUCACUAUGCGGACAGGACGGAGCGGGACACUCCGACCUGUCAGCAGGGUCACCAUUGCAUGGGACUUGUGGACAGGGACAGAGCUUCAAGUGCGGAGGAGUUUGGGUACAGUGUCGUUUUGACUCGAAUGUGCCCCGCAGACUGCUCGCCCAAGGGCCUAGUGCUUUUGGGAACGUGGGAUAAGGCAAAAUAAAUUAUUAUGCACAUUAGCUUUUAAAAUAAAACCCCCAAACAAGAAAGAAAAAAAAAA
This is a messenger RNA of Ixodes scapularis (black-legged tick), 1999 nucleotides long. Its product is annotated as glutathione S-transferase C-terminal domain-containing protein. NCBI's taxonomy places the organism in Eukaryota, Metazoa, Arthropoda, Arachnida, Ixodida, Ixodidae. The transcript has a single exon. The record is from RefSeq and is a predicted model, not a curated record. Bases 167 to 1942 code for a protein of 591 amino acids.